This is a messenger RNA of Cannabis sativa, 6458 nucleotides long. RefSeq lists its product as uncharacterized. The record is from RefSeq and is a predicted model, not a curated record. Lineage: Eukaryota; Viridiplantae; Streptophyta; Magnoliopsida; Rosales; Cannabaceae. The transcript is spliced from 9 exons. Gene Ontology annotation, molecular function: DNA binding; transcription corepressor activity. Bases 766 to 5880 code for a protein of 1704 amino acids. Gene Ontology annotation, biological process: negative regulation of DNA-templated transcription.
AUAUGUGUUUCUGUUUUCUUUUCUUUUACUUCUUUCAAAUUGGGUGUUGUUGUUGUUGUGACGCGGUGACCAACGAAAUUGUGUUUUGGGUCUCAAAAUAGAAAAAAUUAUAAAAAAAAAUACCAUAUUUUAUUAUUUAUUUUACAUUUAUGGAGGGAAAUCGGAAAUCGGAGGCCGUAUUGGAAUGGCAAAUUGACGAUCCCGCCCAUCCUUGGCUUGGCCACCCUCACUUCUCUCUCUUCCUACCUACGAAGGCUACGAUGUACUCCUCUACUCUUUUUCCAAUCAAAAUAUUUAAAUAUAUAAUUAUAUAAAACAUUUUAAUUAAAUAAUUGAAAAAAAAAAACGCUUACUCAAAAAACUUUCUAAAUUCUUCAACCCAUUCUCAAGUUUCAGCGGCAACGACUCUUCUCUUUCUCACUCUCUAUAUUAUUAUUUCCCCUUUUCUUUCUUUCUUUUUCUAUCUAAACCCACCCAUUAUGUGUCUCGGAUUUCGGAGAUUGAGUCACCGGACUUCAGAAGAUUUUCAAAAGAGUUUAGGAUCACGCGAUUUCCCAGACUUUGCUGCAUUGUGGUCGGGUUAAUUUGUUCCGGGAAGCAUUUUUUUUCCCUUCUAUUUCUCGAACUGGGGUUUUUGUUUUUGGUAAAGUGAAUGGAAUGACGAGGGAGCAACUGUUUCUCUUUGUUUUGAUUUCGUUUGGUGAGGUUGUUUUGAACUGAAACUGGGUGGUUUUACGAUUAGGGUUUCGUGUGGAUUUAGGAGAGAUGAAAGACUGUCUAAGAUCUGGUAAGCGUUAUGCUAAGACUGAGAGUGGUAAGGAUUCUCUGAACCGGGCUGUUGUUGAGAGUAUAGGACAUGAGGAGAAUCAUGUGAGUUCUGAAUCAGGGGAUGAAAAGGUUAAAAAUUCAAUCUUUUGUGGUCCUGAGCUUGAGAGAGAGUCAUUGGUGAAUGAGGGGCUUGAAGAAAGUGGUGGACUUGGUGUGAAUGAGGUGCUUGAAGAAAGUGCUGGACUUGGUGUGAAUGAGGUGCUUGAAGAAAGUGCUGGACUUGGUGUGAAUGAGGUGCUUGAAGAAAGUGCUGGACUUUGUGGUGAUGAGGGUAGUUUUGUAAAGGUUGAUGAGGUAGCUGAUAAUGGGAGGAAGAGGAAGAGGGUGGAUGGUGCUGCAUUCAUUGACAGUGAUGGUGUUGGUGCUGAGAAAAAGAAGGUUAAGGUUAAGGCGGAACAGCUGAGUAAUGAAGUGCCAGUUGUUCGUAGGGUUCUGCGGUCAAGUUCUGUGUUGGCUGGUGAAGGUGACAAAGUGAAGGUGUCUGAAGAUAUUUUUGAUUUAAAGACGAAGGAAGGUGAUAAGUCUGAAAAGAAAUUGGCCGAACAGAAUAAGGUUAAGAGAGAUCAAUUGGAUGGUGGUCUUGAUAAGAUCUCAGGACAUAAGCGCAAGAGACCACCUUUAGAGAAUGAUUCCAGUGAAUUGAAGAAGUUAGAGAGUGAUGCCAGUGAACUGAAGAAGGUAGAGAGUGUUGCUAGUGAAUUGACGAAGGUAGCGUGUGAUGCUAGUGAAUUGAAGAAGGUAGAGAGUGAUGCCUGUGAAUUGAAGAAGGUAGAGAGUGGUGCCUGUGAACUAAAGAAGGUAGAAAGACGUGGGAGGCCACGCAAAGUGGAAAAUGAAGUGCAUGGUCAAUUAGCAUUGGGUAGUGGGUUGAAGAAGAAGGUAGAGAGUGAUGCCAGUGAACUGAAGAAGGUAGAGAGUGAUGCUAGUGAACUUAGGAAGGUAGUGAGUGAUGCUAGUGAAUUGAAGAAGGUAGAAGGUGAUGCCUGUGAAUUGAAGAAGGUAGAGAGUGAUGCUUGUGAAUUGAAGAAGGUAGAAAGACGUGGGAGGCCACGCAAAGUGGAAAAUGAAGUGCAUGGUCAAUUAGCAUCGGGUAGUGGGUUGAAGAAGAAGGUAGAGAGUGAUGCCGGUAAAUUGAAGAAGGUAGAGAGACGUGGGAGACCACGCAAAGUGGAAAAUGAAGUGCAUGGUCAAUUAGCAUCGGGUAGUGGGUUGAAGAAGAAGGUAGAGAGUGAUGUCGGUAAAUUGAAGAAGGUAGAGAGACGUGGGAGGCCACGCAAAGUGAAAAAUGAGGUGCUUGGUCAAUUAGCAUCAGGUAGCGAGUCGAAGAAGGUAGAGAGUGAUGCCACUGAAUUGAAGAAGGUAGAUAGUGAUGCCACUGAAUUGGAGAAGGUUGAGGGUGAUGCCACUGAAUUGAAGGUAGAGAGACGUGGGAGGCCACGCAAAGUGGAAAAUGAAGUGCAUGGUCAAUUAGCAUUGGGUAGUGGGUUGAAGAAGAAGGUAGAGAGUGGUGCCAGUGAACUGAAGAAGGUAGAGAGACGUGGGAGGCCACGGAAAGUGGAAAAUGAAGUGCAUGUUCAAUUAGCAUCGGGCAGUGGGUUGAAGAAAAAGUUGAGGGAUAAGCGUCGAAGACCCCUCAAAAUGCGAGAGACUCGUGGAAGGCCUCGAAAAGUGCAAGAGGGGCCUGGAGUGUCGAAACUUAAGCUUCGGAGACCCUCAAAAACACGAGAGAGAAAUAAAUCUUUAAAACGCAACCUAGGGAGACUGCACAAUGUUGAAAAUCAAGAGAAUAACAAGUUGAUAUCUGAUGGUCAAUUAAAGAAGUUAAGACAUACAUGUGGGAUGCCCCUGAAGGGGGAUGUUGAUAUGAAGGAAAGAGAAAUAGAUGUGGAUGAUAUAGGGCAGCCAGUACAUUCUGUCCUGCAACCUAAUGAGCAGGACAAUGUGAAUCCAAACCUGCCAGCUUGCUUGUUAUGCCAGGAAACAGAGCAGAAUGGAAAUGAAUUGAACGUGGAUAUAUUAUCAUCACCUAACAAGAACAAAAUUGUGGUGGAUUCGAUGAUCAAGGAAGCUGAAGCCACAACACGGAAGAGAUCCAAUACAGUUCAUGAACAGAGCCUCGAAUAUGCGAAGCGUAGUGUUGUGAAAGGGAAAACUAAAAAGAAGGAUGGAGAAGAGGAACCUCCUAGAAGUGUGGUAAAACAGUCUGUGAGAGAGAAAAUUAUAGAAUUGCUUCUGAGUGCAGGCUGGACAAUUCAACGUAGGCCUAGGGCUUCCAAGGAUUACCUUGACGCUGUGUAUGUUAGUCCAGAUGGGAAGACUCACUGGUCAGUCACCCUAGCUUAUAAGAGGCUUAGAAAACACUACGAAAAUGGUGAUGGUGAAGAUGAGGUUUAUAAAGCUGGUUUCAAGUUUAUUCCUAUACCUGAUGAGGAAUUUGGUAUGCUUAAAAGGGUAGCUAUCAAUAAAAGAGGAGAAAAUAAAUUGAAACGAAAAGCAGGAAAGGAAUCUGGCAAGACAGAGCGUACAAGAAAAUUGGUUGCAAAAUUACAGAGAGGGAGGUCCAGAAAGAAAUCUUUGCAUUGUAACCGAGAAAAUUCAGCUGGUACUCAACACAAGCGAAUACCAAUUUUGGUUCGAGGUCAUAAGCAGAAGAAAACUCAAAAUGGAAAACAGCGUACUUUGUUGGUUCGCAGCUCCUUGGAGGAUGCAGAUUCAGAUUCUGAUGGCUAUAUCCUGUAUUCUGGGAGUAGAACUGUGCUUGCCUGGAUGAUUGACAUGGGAACUGUUUCAUUAAACGGGAAGGUGCACUGUUUGAACCGAAGAAAGACACAUGUGCUGCUUGAGGGUCAAAUUACAAGAAAUGGCAUUCUCUGUGACUGCUGUCGUAAAACCUUGACAAUUUCAGAAUUUGAAAGUCAUGCAGGAAGUAAUCUCUGUGAACCAUAUAACAACAUAUUUCUAGAGUCUGGACCUUCCCUCUUGGAAUGCCUGUUAGACUCUUGGAAUAAGCAACUUCAAUCUGAGUGUAAGGGAUUUCUUGACGUAGACGUCAAUGGUGAAGACCCAAAUGAUGACACUUGUGGUAUCUGCGGAGAUGGUGGAGAUUUGAUCUGUUGCGAUGGUUGCCCAUCAACAUUCCACCAAAGUUGUUUAGAUAUUCAAAAUUUCCCUUCUGGUGAUUGGCAUUGUGUAUAUUGCUCAUGCAAAUUUUGUGGGAUGGCUGGUGGAAGAGAAUUUCAAGAGAAUGAUGAUGAUGAUUUGGGUGCUUCAGAGUUUUUUACAUGCCAUUUGUGUGAGGAAAAAUUUCAUCAUUCUUGUAGUAGGGAAAGUGAUGCGGGGUAUAAUUUUUCCAGCGCUUCACCAUUCUGUGGGAGCAAGUGUCAACAGCUAUUUGAGAAACUGAAGACCCUUAUUGGGGUGAAACACAAGAUGGAAGAAGGAUUUUCUUGGACUCUUGUUCGUCGGUCUAGUGUUGGCUCAAGUACUUCUGUAUGUGAUAGAUUUCAAGAAUGCAAUGAAGCACAACAAAUUGAAUGCAAUGGCAAGAUAGCUGUUGCAUUGUCUAUAAUGGACGAAUGCUUUUUGCCUAUGGUUGACAACAGAAGUGGGAUCAAUCUGAUUCAUAACAUUGUUUAUAAUUUUGGGUCUAACUUUAACCGCCUGAAUUAUAGUGGUUUUUUAACUGUAAUUCUAGAGAGAGGUGAUGAGAUUGUCUGUGUAGCUUCAGUUCGGAUCCACGGAACUGAAUUAGCAGAAAUGCCAUUCAUUGGGACCCGCUAUAUGUAUAGACGCCAAGGAAUGUGCCGACGGCUUUUAUGUGCAAUUGAAUCGGUCCUUUGCUCUCUAAAUGUUGAGAAGUUGGUUCUGCCUGCUAUCUCCCAACUUACAGAAACAUGGACUUCCGUAUUUGGUUUUAGGCCCCUUGAGAUAUCACACAAGAAGAAAAUGAAAAAUAUGAACCUGUUGGUUUUCCCUGGCGUACAGAUGUUACAGAAACCACUGUUGAACAUUGACAAUGCAGAAAAAAGUUCAAUUAUUGCUGAAGGUCCAAGGUCCAGUGAACCUGGGCACCAUACCAAGGAGGAAGUGUUGUGUAAAACUGAUGAAACAGGCAUCAAAGGGUGUGUUUCUAACAUUUCUAGUGAAGCAAAUCCUGGUGUGAAUAUAAAUGAAACUGCUAGUGUAUCCGGUUUGCAACGUCUUGAUGUCUGUUUAAAUAAUACUGAGAACAAAUGUUUGAUCAAGCUUUCUGUGGCUCAUGAUAAUAUGGAAGGUAAAAUCAUAAGCUUUGAAGAUUCACAUGGUUUGCUUGAACAGACCAAAGAGACCAGUGACUGUCAAAAGGAUUUUUGUGGCCCAGAGACUUCAGUUCUUGAUCAAAAAGUAAAGGAGUUGGGAAGGCAAUUUAGCCAGUGGAAUAUUUCGGGAGAGAAAAUUGAAUCGUCUGUUUUACUUUGCACUGAAGUUGAUGCAACUAAAACUGGGGGAUCUUCUCUCUGUGCCUCCAGGGAUGAUACCGAAUGUGUUCAUUGUGAGGCAAAAGUUGAGGAUCACACUGUUGCAAACAAUCUCGAUUCUUGUGAUAAGGUUUCUACGCACUGCUCUGCUGGAAUCAGUGCUUCUGAACUUGAUGAAAAAAUUGUUUCUUCUGAGUUGGAAGUUUCUGUUGAAAAUGGUUGCCACGACUCAGACUCUAGGACUGGAGUAAAGAUAUCCAGUGAUGAUAUAGAUAGCUGUCAUCAUCCCGAAGAAAAAAUACUUAAAUGUCAUGUAAAUGACUGUGCAGCUGCUCAGCAAACAUCUGUAACAGUAGAUGACAAACAUAUGACAUCUAAUGCCUGCUCUGUUUCCCAAAAUACUAACAAGGUCUCUGCUGAUGCAGUUCACCCAAUUUUAAGCCAAGAAGCACAAGACGAUAUUAAGGAUAGAAUACCUUUGCCAGUGGACUCUAAUUGUGACCCUUCUUGUGCAGCCUCUGUUGACAGUAAUUGCAAAUCCAAUGAGGUUAUUUCCAGUUCUCUUGGGGUAGUGGUGGAUGGUCUCCGGCAUUGAGAUGUAAGCUUUUCUGCCGAAACAUAUAUAACUAAUACUAUGCUGAUAGGAAUUACCAACCGGAAGGUCUUGGUUAAUUGAUGACUCCUCAAAGCAAUCUGGUGCACAGUUUGAUGAUAGUAUUUGGAGCAAAAUCUGACUGGCUGUUCACUGUGCUUCUGGUGCGUUCAACCUUUUUUUUGGCCAUGGUUAUGUGGUUAUAAUUCAAUGAACAAGGCUAGUUGAUUUUGUUUUAGCUUUUUAACAGUGGUUAUGUAAGAACAGAGGUAGAGCCUUCUAGGUGGUGGUGUUGACUUGUUAGGAAACAACUGAGUUUCAUUUUGGUCCUUAAUAUUCAAAGGAUGGCAGUAGCAUAAGCAGAGUAAUAUUUCUUGUAGGUAUUUAGGGAAGAAGGUACAUAGUUGUUUCUUUGUUAAUAGCUAAGCCUAAACGGUUUUGUAGUGGCUUGUACUUUCUUUUAGCACAACUGAUACAUAUUGCUACUAGCUGAGAGUCACCUAUCGGUUUGUGUAUCGGUAGGCCUCUCUCACAUUGUAAAUAUAACUAUUCAUCGGCUAGGAAAAAAGCUUUUUGCAUUU